GCGCCGGGGAGACGCAUGCGCUUUGGUGUCUCCUCGAUGCAGUGCCGGGUUUGCGCAGGCGUACUGUCGAGCGGGUGCCGGCAAUCUGCAUGCGACGUCAGUGGCGAGUGGCCGGUGCCGGGUCUCGCCGUCGGGCCGCUGGAGGGGAUGAGCGGUGUCUGGCGGCUCCUUCCCGCCGCUCUCCGCCUGCACCCUCCGGCCUCCCCCAUCUGCUGCUGCCGCCGGCGGAUUCAGGCCUCGGCAGCAGGGAGCGCGGCCAAUGUCUUCGACCGGGGAAUGAAGAAGCGGCAGAAGAAGUGGGCGGCAGCGGCAGCAGCAGCGGUGGGCGAUGGAGGGCAGUGCGACUACCUGAGGGAGGAGGUUGGAAGCAGAAUUGCAGACCGUGUUUUGGAUAUUGUGAGAACUUUCCCCGUUGCGCUCGACAUUGGAUGUGGCAAAGGCUAUAUAGCAGGAAAUCUAACCAAGGAUACUGUUCAAAAAAUCUUUCAAAUCGAUGUCGCAGAGGAUGUUUUGAAAUGCCCAAUUGAGACUGAAAUUCCCACAUAUCAUAUCCUAGCAGAUGAAGAGUUUCUCCCCUUCCAAGAAAAUACAUUUGAUCUCAUUGUUAGCAGUCUAAGUUUGCAUUGGGUGAAUGACCUCCCAGGAGCCUUCAAGCAGAUUAAUUAUUCCUUGAAACCAGAUGGAGUAUUCAUUGGUGCCAUGAUGGGUGGGGAAACCUUGUAUGAGCUUCGCUGUUCCCUGCAGCUCGCAGAGCUGGAACGCGAAGGAGGUUUUGCGCCUCACGUAUCACCGUUCACUGCCGUGACCGACCUCGGAAACCUCUUGCAACAAGCAGGAUUUAACAUGCUAACUGUGGACAUUGAUGAAAUCCAGGUCAACUAUCCAGGGAUCUUUGAAGUAAUGGAGGACUUGCAAGGUAUGGGAGAGAGCAACUGUGCUUGGUCCAGGAAGUCCAUGUUGCACAGGGAUACCAUGCUAGCAGCUGCAGCCAUCUACAAAGAGAUGUAUGGCAACCAGGACGGUUCUGUGCCAGCAACGUAUCAGGUUCUGUAUAUGAUCGGUUGGAAACCCCAUGAAUCACAGGCUCAGCCAGCAAAGAGAGGUUCGGCUUCAGUAUCAAUGGGCGACAUAGGAAACCUGCCUGUACCGAUGGUAAAAAAGGAUAAAGAGUUUUAAAAUUGUAACGGAGAUUACAUCCAACCGUCCAGAAAGUUUGCUGGUCAGGCAACAUCUCUCCGAUAAACCAGAACACUCGUCGUUUUACUGUAGAAGAGUAAUUGUGUGUGUAAAUAUAAACAGUAAAAGAUUAUCAUUUUCAAAUUGGACUUGAAUUUUAUU
Leucoraja erinaceus (little skate) is the source of this 1338-nucleotide messenger RNA. It is a transcript of the gene ndufaf5, whose product is annotated as NADH:ubiquinone oxidoreductase complex assembly factor 5. Gene Ontology annotation, molecular function: S-adenosylmethionine-dependent methyltransferase activity. The coding region runs from base 16 to 1176 and encodes 386 amino acids. Gene Ontology annotation, biological process: mitochondrial respiratory chain complex I assembly. The record is from RefSeq and is a predicted model, not a curated record. Gene Ontology annotation, cellular component: mitochondrion. NCBI's taxonomy places the organism in Eukaryota, Metazoa, Chordata, Chondrichthyes, Rajiformes, Rajidae. The transcript has 11 exons.